Molecule: messenger RNA, 2055 nt
Organism: Penaeus vannamei (Pacific white shrimp)
Lineage: Eukaryota; Metazoa; Arthropoda; Malacostraca; Decapoda; Penaeidae
Product: allantoicase
Biological process (GO): allantoin catabolic process
Molecular function (GO): allantoicase activity
Source: RefSeq, a predicted model, not a curated record
UCGUCUCAAGGUUCCUGGCAGAGACGCAACGGCAGCGAGCGAUGGCACACCGACAGGAUGCUUCUGGCACGAGAGAGAAGAAGCCCAAGUUUGCAGAAUUAAAUAACCUCAUUUCCGAAAAGUUGGGCGGCAGAAUUCUCUUUGCAACAGAUGACUGGUUUGCUGUGGCUGAAAACCUCUUAAAGGAGAGUGACCCCGAGUGGCGGGAAGGCGAGUUCACAGAAUGUGGGAAAUGGAUGGAUGGAUGGGAGACUCGCAGAAAAAGAAUUCCGGGCCAUGAUUGGUGCAUCAUCAAGCUUGGGGUACCCGGUAUCAUCGCGGGAAUCGACGCCGACACGUCAUUCUUCACAGGGAACUUUGUCCCUCGCGUGUCCCUCCAGGGCGCCGUGCUGUCUCCUCAAGAUGAAGCCAAAAUCCCGCCCAGAAAGAGUGAAAUUGGCACCCAGGCCUGCGAGGGAGUGCUCGAACAGGUGUCACAGCUGAACAGCCAGAACUGGCCGUUCCUCGUCCCUCUAACGGAAGCUCGACCCGGAUAUAUGAAGACACAUGCACACGUACAUCGAGGCGACGGUCAAGGAGGCUGGACACACGUUCGGCUCAACAUAUACCCUGACGGUGGCAUCGCGAGGCUCAGGGUGUUCGGGAGUGCCACGCCGGAUUGGUCCAAGGUGCCAAAAGGGAAGCUGAUCGACCUGGCGGCUGUAGAGAACGGGGGCGUGUGCCUGGAGUACAGCGACGCCCACUACGGCCACCCACGCAACCUCAUCAGCCCAGGGAGGGGCGUGACGAUGGCCGACGGGUGGGAGACGGCCAGGAGGCUCGAUCGGCCCGCGGUGUUGGAAGCCGACGCCCGCGGGGUGCUCCAGGUACCGGGCUUCGAGUGGGCGGUGCUGCGCCUGGGUCACCCCGGGGUCGUCUGCCAGGUGGAGGUCGACACCCACCACUUCAAGGGCAACUUCCCGGACUCCUGCAGGAUCGACGGCUGUCUGCUUCAGGAGGGCGAGGACUCUACUGUCUCCCUGGGCAACGACGAAGGACUAUGGAGGAGUAUUUUGCCACCGCAGAAGCUAAAAGCCCACGCCCGCCAUUUCUACUCGUCGGAAGUGGAAAAUGUCGGACCGAUCUCUCACGUGCGAGUCGUAAUGGCGCCCGACGGAGGCAUAAGUCGCGUGAGGUUGAUCGGGACGUUAUUUUCACUGGCGGCUAAACUCUGAAAACUUUGGUUUGUUUGGAAUUGGUUUGCAUUCAGAAUGGUAAAAAAAUAGUACUGAUGUGUGUUUUUUUAUUAUUGUUAUUGUUAUACUUUAAAAUUCAGUCUUGACAAACUUUGAGGAAUAUUUUAUUUUCACCGGAGGCCAAUCUCUGAAAAUUGGUGGUUCCACAGUAAUUCUUGGUUGCAUAUAUGAAAUAAAUUCAGAGUUGAUAUAUUUUUUAUUGUUAUACUUUAAAAUUCAAUCUGAUAGACUUGUUUUUGACGAAUCAGAACUGGGAAGGUUAGACCAGUAGGAAUUCGAGGUGUCAUGGCGUCCCACAGGGAUAUUUUGAUGUUUGUUCAAUGAAAAUAUAACCAUUAAAAUCAUUAUUUUCCAUCCUUUUUGGAAACUGAAAAGACCAAAAUGAUCGACCAUAUUCACAAAGCACCCGUAACUUUUGUGACGUCAUCAAAAUGUGUUUUUCAAAAAAUAGAAUCAGACGCCAUGACACCUUCGAGCUGCUACUGAUCGAGCCUUCUCCGAAUCCUUGACAGGUGAUUCGAGUAGAAUUCAUGACUUCUAUUCAAGAUGAAAAGAGUUUAGUACUGAUAAUUCAUCUUAUCAAUCUACUUUUUUAUUCUAUUAAGAGCAAAAGAUAAAGGAAAAAAUAAGUUAAAGAGUACUAACCAGUGGCGAAGUUGGGACACGGAAUGCAGGAAGCGCUAGCCAGCUCGUGGGCAUUCUGACACCUAGGAGGGCAUUUGGGCAUACUUCAAGGUCAAGUCAGUGGCGUGAGUUAGGGGCAUUAUAUAGACGAUAAUGUACUUGUAAGAAAUGAAAUAAAAUGCAAUCGGAAGUUCUA